GCUCGCCGCUGACCAAUGAGAGCGCGCGGCGGGCUCGGCGGGCUCGGCGGUUUGGCGGGAGCUGUCGCGGCGCGCGCCGGCCGCGUCCCCGUCGCCAUGCUGUGCCGCGCGCUGCUCCGCCGCGCCGCCGCGCCCGCCCGUCGGUGCUCAGCGCUUCCCCUGCAGCAUGUCUUGGAGAGCUUCCAGUGCAGCCAAGAAGAUGACCACCUGUCCUACGGGGAGACGGGAAAGCCGGUCCCUCCUUUCGGCUGCACCUUUUCUACAGCCCCAAAUUUGGAGCACGUCCUGGCAGUUGCAAAUGAAGAAGGGUUUGUCAGACUGUAUGAUACUGAAGCACAGACCACCAGCAAGCUCAUCAUUAAGGGUGAAUGUUGUAUAAAAGAAUGGCAGGCUCACUCAAAUGCUGUAUUUGACCUUGCCUGGGUGCCAGGGGAACACAGGAUUGUCACUGCUUCAGGAGAUCAGACAGCCAAGGUGUGGGAUGUGAGAUCUGGCGAGCUUCUUGGCAUAUGCAAAGGUCACCAGUGCAGCCUCAAGUCAGUUGCCUUUUCUAGAUUUGAGAAAGCUGUUUUCUGUACUGGAGGAAGAGAUGGAAACAUCAUGGUUUGGGAUACCAGGUGCAACAAGAAAGAUGGCUUUUACAGGCAGGUGAAUCAAAUCAAUGGAGCACACAACGUGGCUGACAGGCAGACUCCUUCCAAACUAAAGAAGAGGCAGAACCUGAGAGGACUUGCUCCGUUGGUGGAUUUCCAGCAGAGUGUAACUGUGGUGCUGCUUCAGGACGAGCAUACUCUUAUCUCUGCAGGAGCUGUUGAUGGUGUGAUCAAAGUGUGGGACUUGCGCAGGAACUACACUGCUUUCCGUCAGGACCCGCUGCCCGUCAGGUCCUUCUGCUACCCUGGAACCAGCACUCGCAAGCUUGGAUAUUCUAGCCUGGUUUUGGAUUCCACUGGUACUAAUCUGUUUGCUAACUGCACUGAUGACAAUAUCUACAUGUUCAAUAUGACAAGUUUAAGGACCACUCCAGUGGCAGUUUUCAGUGGACACCAGAAUUCAACCUUUUACGUCAAAUCCAGCACCAGCCCAGAUGACCAGUUCCUGGUCAGUGGCUCGAGUGACUGCAACACGUACAUCUGGAAGGUUUCUGAGCCCAGCCUUCCUCCAUGGAUGCUCCUUGGUCACUCUCAGGAAGUUACCUCCAUUGCUUGGUGUCCUUCAGACUUCACUAAGAUUGCCACAUGCUCUGAUGACAACACUGUGAGGAUUUGGCGUUUACAACGUUGUCCUAAGGAAGAGAAAUCAGUAUCAAGGAAAGCCAACUUGGUGGGCUGGGUGGUUCAGAAGAAACCAGAAGAGCAACAUGGAGCAGGGCCACCAGCCAGCCCACAAAGCACUCCUGCCAAGGCCCUGGCAGCGGGCAGUGUGUGCAUUUCCCCACCACAGCCUGCUGCCUGUUCUCCCACUCACUCUGGAGACCGUCCACUGCUCACCAACACGCCGACUGCCGCUCUCAAAACGCCGACCAGCAGAGCCUCCACCCCAGCCAAGCCACCUGGAACCAGCCCCUCUGCAUCCCCCAAGCUGAUCCCUUCCUCCAAAAUGUCCAUCAAACACUGGGUUACAAAGACUCCGUGCUCUUCUCCUCCAGAAGUGGAGAAAAAGGCUCCUUCUCCUAGAAAAGCCCUGGCAGAAGUCACUCAAGUCACCCAGGGUCUCCUGGAAGCUGCUUGCCCUCCUCAAGUCCCACAAUCUGAAAAGUGUGCCAAGAGAAGGCUUGACUGCAGCAAGGAGGCUGAUGCAGGGCAGAAGUGUCUGCAGGACUGUAGCUGCGUGACUGAGCUGGACCAUGCAGCUAAGAAAUCCAAGCUGAAUUUAUGUCACUUGGUUCCAGACCAAAAAGUUUCUGAUGAAGACGCUCUCAGCCUGGCUGACUUGUGUAAUGACCAUGAAGGCUCCAGCCACAGCCCAAAAGAGCCGUCCCUUUCUGGAACCCCUACUAAUCCAUCAGACACUCAAACUUCCCCUGAUCUUUUCAGAUCUCCACGUGGGAAAGACCCUGAAGUAGUAGAUAAAGAGAACAGUUCUCCUGAAAGAAAAAAUUGGUUGUCCGCUCUGGGAGAGAAGUUACAGACUGGCACAGCUGGCAGCCAGAGCACAUCAGACAGACCCCUGUCAUCCUGCAGUCCUGGUACCAAAAGAAAGGACUCUGUGGCAGUGGCCACUUCACCGAAAACUGCUGCAGCUACUUCAGUUUCCAUGAGGAAGAUCUGCACAUACUUCACCAGAAAGCCACAGAAUGACUGAAACAGCGUGUGGCGCUUACACCUGAGGAACGUUGACACCAGGGUAUCAAGACCAGACUUAACAAUGCCAACAACAAUGCACCAGGAUUGCACAAUUUGUUGUCAGACCUUCAGAGUCGAGGUUUUAGUCUUCCCAUUGUUAAAGCUGUUUCAGUUGAAGUGAAUUGAGUGUGUAAAAUCUACACAAUACUUACUCAUGGUCUCGUUCUGAGAGGAUCGUGGUUCUCGUUAGGGUUGUGGUUUUUCAUAAACAAAGUAUUUUCUACAUGGCAACUGUUCUGGUCCAAGGACAGACUCAGCUCUGCUAUGUAUUGUUGACAGGCACGUAUAGGUUGUCAGUUUAUGUUACUAAAUCUGUUCAAACUGCUACUAAAGCUGUUCAAACUACACUACUCCUGCUGGUUCUCAUUUUUCCCUCUGAGUUAUGUAUGGCUCAGGCUACAAGAAAUAAAUGUGUUGUCCUUCAAAGAGCAGCUUUACCCAUAAUGAA
Molecule: messenger RNA, 2793 nt
Organism: Passer domesticus (house sparrow)
Lineage: Eukaryota; Metazoa; Chordata; Aves; Passeriformes; Passeridae
Gene: DTL
Product: denticleless E3 ubiquitin protein ligase homolog
Exons: 15
Coding region: 16-2304 (762 amino acids)
Biological process (GO): proteasome-mediated ubiquitin-dependent protein catabolic process; mitotic G2 DNA damage checkpoint signaling
Cellular component (GO): nucleus
Molecular function (GO): protein binding; protein-macromolecule adaptor activity
Source: RefSeq, a predicted model, not a curated record